AUGUGGAUGCUGGUACCUGUGUCAUUUACUCUCAAGCUGCUGAGCGCCUUCCUGCAGCCCCUGGGCUCCCUGUGGAGCAGCCUGCGGGCCCUGUUGCCCCGGCUCAGGGCAGCAUUCUGGCUGGCAGGGGGCAAGAAGAGCCAGCAGCAGCGGGGCAGGAGAAAACCGAGGGAGACCAGCAGGGAAGACGAAGAGGACCGCGAUCUGCCCAUCACCCCCACCAGCGUUAACUAUCACUUCACCCGCCAGUGCAAUUACAAGUGUGGCUUCUGCUUCCACACGGCCAAAACGUCCUUCGUGCUGCCGCUGGCGGAGGCCAAGAGAGGCUUGCUGCUGCUGAAGGAAGCGGGUAUGGAAAAGAUCAACUUCUCCGGCGGAGAGCCAUUCAUCCAUGACCGGGGCGAAUACCUUGGCCAGCUGGUGAAGUUCUGCAAACGGGAGCUGCAACUGCCCAGCGUGAGCGUAGUAAGCAACGGGAGCCUGAUCCGGGAGAGGUGGUUCCAGAACUACGGGGAAUAUUUGGACAUCCUCGCCAUCUCCUGCGACAGCUUCGACGAGCAGGUCAAUGUCCUUAUUGGCCGUGGUCAAGGAAACAAGAACCACGUGGAAAAUCUCCAAAAACUGAGGACGUGGUGCAAGAAUUACAGAGUGGCCUUCAAGAUAAAUUCCGUCAUCAAUCGAUUCAACAUGGACGAGGACAUGAAGGAACAGAUUAAAGCCCUGAACCCCAUCCGCUGGAAGGUCUUCCAGUGCCUCAUAAUCGAGGGUGAGAAUUCUGGAGAAGAUGCUCUGAGAGAAGCAGGACCGUUCGUGAUUAGUGAUGAAGAGUUUGAAGCCUUCUUGGACCGCCACAAAGACGUGCCCUGCCUGGUGCCCGAAUCUAAUCAGAAGAUGAGAGAUUCCUACCUUAUUCUGGAUGAAUAUAUGCGCUUCGUGAACUGCAGAAACGGACGGAAGGAUCCUUCCACGUCCAUCCUGGAUGUUGGCGUAGAAGAAGCUAUAAAAUUCAGCGGCUUUGAUGAAAAGAUGUUUCUCAAGCGAGGAGGGAAAUACGUAUGGAGCAAGGCUGACCUGAAGCUGGACUGGUAAAGCUGAAGACUGAACAACCCUCAGCGCAUCUGUGGGGACCGCCCUGGCACUCAGCGCGUGCCUGCCCUGCUUCCCGUGGGCACUGCCAGGGGCCCCAGAUUCGAUUUUCAGUCGCACGUGGGAUCUGAUUGCCUGUGGUAACUGGACAGAUAAAUAACUGGGAAAGUUGAAAUCCUUAGAACAUGCAAGACCAUUAACUUUAGUUAAUUAGCUUAUUAUGGAUUUAAUUUUUGAGCAGUAUUUACUGUGACUCCUAUAUUUCCAUUUUGAAGUUAUUUUUCCAGUCCUUUCAUUUGAUAGUUAUUUUCCCAUCUGGAAAAAUUACAAAUGAUCUCCCCCGAUUAUUUCUGCUUGCGGUGAGGCUCUUUCCUUUUCGGCCUUUAUAUCACUGCAAUCUUGGACUUUUUACCCAGAAGUUUAGAAAUAGUCCAUACAUGUUUCAAAGAAUAAGAAAUGACCAUCUUACCAGGCUUUGAUAAGUACCUAGAAGGAGAUAACUCAUCUCCCCGGGGCUCUGCAUGGCCCUGACCCACGCUGACUAUUCCAGGAAUGUGAGUGAUCUCUGCAGCUCCCCUUUCUCUUCCAAGAUUCUUAACAAAACCAAGGUGUGCUUUAAAUUUAGUGAUGAAGUUUACAUGGGGUCAGGGCUUGGGUUGCUGUGUGAAUCUGCUGAGUUUGUCAAGCAACAACAUAUGAGUUUGUUUGCUUGGUUGUCCCCGUGUCCCUGAAAAGUGACACUUUCCUGGACUGGCAUGAACUCAUCUGCAAAAGCAUCAGGCAAAGGUGGAGCAAAGUGUGUGACGAAGAGUGUAGGAUGCACCAGGAUUUUCUGUAAAUGAAGCUGUGGCACAAUAUAAUAUUUCCCAUUUAACUCUGAAUCACUUGAAAUAAGAAUGUAAUCUAGGUCAAUAUAAGAUCCAGAGCCUUCCUUUGCUAGGCUAAGAAAGAGCUUGAGGGAAAAUGUCACUUGAAUUGGGUCAAGGAACAAAAUCUUCUCCUCUUGGAAAUAACACAUGCAGUUUGUUCAUGCAACCUAGACAGUAUCCCAUUUCCUGGGAAAUAAUAAUUUCCUAUCAUUGUUUUACAAAAGCAAAAUCAUGGACAAUUUUUUGCUCAAGCAAAGAACUCUUGUAAUCCAGCUGCCGUUCCAGUAUUGGCCACUAGGUGGCAUUUAAAUGUUGCCUGAUUCCGUUACGCAGCCAUGAAGAAAUUCCGCUUCAGAAUCUUUUUUCAAGACUUGGUGAUUUUGAAAGUUUGGUUUAUGUGAUUUUUUUUUUUUCUCAGAAAAGAUAUUCCUACUUCAAAUUUUAAAUCACUGUAAUUCAACUGAAAUAUGUUUGUGUGUCUUCUGCGAUAGAAUGGUUGUCAUAUAUUUUCCAUUUUAUUUUAUGUUUUUAAGAAAAAAAAAAAGAAUUAGAAAGUAUUUUUCCUCUAUGGGUCUUGAUAGUAUCUAAGCCAUGACGACCUUAAUAUAAUCAGAUAACCAUAAAACAGGUUUUUUGUUUUUUACUUAACAUGAGUUUACUUUGCUGACCAUUACAUUAUUCCACAAAGGGCAUGUAUGUGAAAGCACAGAAGACAUUGUGGUAUCCAGUAGAUGCUCAAUCAUUAUAAUCUGAAACAAAAUUUGAAUCUGAAGCCCAAAUCCUCUGACUUGAAGUGAAUUUCUCUCGAGCUGAGGGAAACUGAAUUUCUCUUUCCCCAAAGGGAAAUAUAAAACAAAACACUGCACUUGAGAAAACAAACAAACAAACAAAAAUAUAUAUAUAUGUAUAUAUAUAAAGAGAAAAAACAAAAAAUAAAAUAAAAAAUGAACAAAAAUCAGAAAAAGAGAAAAACAAAUAAGCUAUUUUAAACACACUUUCCAGCUGUUUUUACACCACAACCCCCUUUCUUAUGCACUGAGAGAAUUUUCAAAGCCUUCAUGUUUAAAAUAUUCAAAUGUUCAUUUUUCUUAAGUGGGAGAAGUCAGGACAUUUAUCAUUAGAGUAAAAUUCAAGUUUGGAUUAUAUAACAUUUUGCUUUAUAGCUUCAGUUUUUAAAUAUGUGUAUCAGUUUUGUGAGACAAAUUCCUUUUUAUUAGGAAAAUAAAAGGUAAUCGAAGUGAGGUAUCUCAAUUUAAGUGUUAAAGGCAAGUAUUUUGUGGUGCUUUCAAUUAUUGCUUAGUUUAGCUUGUAAUACUAUGAAUAGAAUUUUGUCUUAAGAAACCUAGAAAGAUCAGACAUUAGUAACAGCGUACUGGUUUAGAAAGGAUGAACCAUCUCUGUUAUUUAGUGAUAAAUGCUAUGAAAGUUGCCUGUUCUAGGUUUGAAGAUGAAUGAGAUCAUUUGGCUGAAUCAUCUGAAAUGUCAGCUCCUAUUCUAUGACAAUCUGGAGUUUGGAGUCUAGUUGUUCGAUCAGUAGCGAGAAUCAUGGUACUAAAACAGGCGGACAAAUUCUCCAUGAGACUCCAUCAGGCAAUAAUUCAUCCCGUAGGCCGCUCUUCUGUUGAAAGGACUGUCUCAUUCACUGCGAUGAGUUGAAGACUAAUCAUGCAAUAAGAUUUUAAGGUUUUUUUCUUGAGUAUAUUUAGGACAUCUUAAUUUUAGGGAAAUAUAUGUAAAUAUGUAUAUUUUUUCUCCACAUAUGAUGCUCUUGACUAUUGGUCUGUUGUAAGAUGUUAUAAUACAUUAAAGUAUUUUUUGUACAUUA
Molecule: messenger RNA, 3780 nt
Organism: Balaenoptera acutorostrata (minke whale)
Lineage: Eukaryota; Metazoa; Chordata; Mammalia; Artiodactyla; Balaenopteridae
Gene: RSAD2
Product: radical S-adenosyl methionine domain containing 2
Exons: 6
Coding region: 1-1089 (362 amino acids)
Biological process (GO): defense response to virus; positive regulation of immune response
Cellular component (GO): mitochondrion; lipid droplet; endoplasmic reticulum membrane
Molecular function (GO): 4 iron, 4 sulfur cluster binding; catalytic activity
Source: RefSeq, a predicted model, not a curated record